UUCGCGGGUUCUUGCACGAAGAGCGUAGUCCCGGAAAUCGUCCGGAUAUUCUUCUGCGUGUUCUUUCAUUAUAUAAGAACACUCGGAACGUCAAGGAGAUUUCGAAAAUUUUCAAAAACAUGCUCGGAGGUCGUUCCGUAAAGUUCUAAACUUUUUACCGUCUUGAUUUUAAAGUAAUUUUCUGCUGUAUCAUUCCAAUUGUUUAGCCGUUUUGAUAACUAACUUUAAAGAACACGUUGAUUUUUCGAUUCUUGUUUUUAUCAUUUCGAAUUUUUAUUUUGAUUUAUACGUGCAGCAUUUUUCAAGUAAUUGCAUUUCUGUACAACGAAUAGACACGAAGUUGAUCGCUGAUAAUUAAUCACAAAAGUUGCUGCUGAGAAAUGGAAUGAAAUAGAAUUCCUUUUGUAAUUUUUGCUCAACAAUUUUUAAUAGAAAUUUGACUUUGGAAUAAUUUAUAAAUAUUUGAAUUUUUGAUAUCAUUCUAAGUUAAGAAUAAAAUAAAAUUGUGCAUAUAGCAAGCAACUUUGAGCUUUUUUUACAAAAAGUAAUCUCACCAGCAAGCGCACAUUUCAAACAUGAAUCAAUCGUUGGUGGAAGAAGUUUUUCAGAGAGAAACAAGCCUCGGUGCCGUCGAUUAUGUUGUGAUCGGUGCCAUGUUUUUCAUGUCAUCGGGUAUUGGCCUUUAUUUCCACUUUUCUGGCGGGAAACAGAAGACGACCAACGAAUUUUUGCUGGCCGGGCAGAACAUGAGCAUCUUUCCCGUUGCGCUGUCAUUGAUGGCAAGUGGUAAAUCGGCUAUUACUUAUCUCGGUGUGCCGGCUGACAUGUAUGUGUAUGGGACGCAUUUUGCAUUUGUUAAUCUAGGAACUUCUGCUGGAGCUCUGGCUGCUGGUUAUCUGUUCAUACCUGUGUUCUUCAAUACAAAGUCUUCUACAACUUACGAGUAUUUAGAAAGGAGAUUUGGACGUCUUCUUAGGAGAAUAUGUUCGUUAAGUUUCUCUUUACAAGUUAUAUUGUACACAGCUGUCUGCUUGUAUGCUCCAGCUCUGGCAUUGAGCGCCGUGACCAAUCUAUCUCUAUGGACAUCUGUCAUUACUGUAGGGGUCGUUUGCACAUUUUAUUGCACAAUGGGUGGUAUGAAAGCUGUCCUGUGGACUGACGUACUCCAGGCAUUGCUCAUGUACGUGGGAUUGAUAGCCAUAUUGGCCAAAGGAAGCGCGGAUGUCGGAGGUGUCCAAACAGUUUGGUCUCGGGCAGAAGAAGGGGGACGUCUUAUUGUGCCGGGGCUUGAAAUGGAUUUCACUUCUCGUUAUACAUUUUUAAAUAUUUUCAUGUACGGUUUCAUCACUUCUCUUUCUGCCUAUGGUGUCGGCCAAAUGCAGGUUCAAAGGAUGCUCACUGUAAGCUCCGUAAAGAAAGCACGGAUUGCUUUGUUUUCAAGUAUACCUGUGAUCGCAAUCUUCCAUGUUGUAAACGUCUUUGUAGGUCUAGUUGUGUAUGCCAAUUUCUACGACUGUGAUCCUCUCACUUCAAGCGAGAGACCCAUAUCAAAGCCUGACCAACUAUUGCCUUACUUUUCCCUGAAAGCUUUGAGCAGCUUUCCAGGAAUGCCGGGGCUGUGCAUCUGCGGAAUGUUGAGUGCCGCCCUUAGUACAUUGUCCUCCCUCUUCAAUUCCUUAACCACCGUCACCGUGGAAGAUUUCAUGCGCCCUUUCUGGAAGAUGAGCGACAGGAGGAAUGCAAUGGCAGCGAAAUUCAUAACUAUCUUCUAUGGCUUUCUAAGCCUCGUCCUCACGUAUAUUGUAUCAAGUUUUGGAAAUGUGCUGCAAGCUUCUACUAUAGUGUACGGUCUCGUGGCUGGACCUACGCUGGGAGUGUUUCUACUAGGAGUUUUAACAGCAAGAACCAAUGAAAAGGGAGCAGUGAUUGGCCUAUUGGCAUCUCUGGCUUUUACUGCUUGGAUCAGUUUCGGAAGCGCACAGACAAAUAUUGGCCAUGCGAAACUGCCAGUUUCAAUCUCAGGUUGUCCGAUCAAAAAUUCUACUCUCACAUCCACCUUAUCUCCAAUAACAACGACGCUGGAACCACACAUGUCAGAUAAUUUAAUAGACAAUAUUUUCCCACUGUUUAAGAUCUCUUACAUGUGGUUCUCGCCUCUCGGUACAUUGACAACUAUAGUGGUUGGAUAUUUUGCCAGUUAUAUUUUUAAAAAGCCAUUAAAUCUUGAAAGACAUUUGCUGAAUCCAAUCGCCAGAAAACUGGUGCUUAAGGAAGAAAACGAAAAGAAAUGCAUACAUCUUUCUGAAUUGUAUUCCGAAACUGAAAUGCUCAGAAAAGGCGAAAAUGGCGAGAUAGUGCGUCAGCCAGACAUCAAGUAAAGUUUAGUUGAAAAGUGCAAGAGUGAUCAUUUUCUUGUGAAUUAAAAGGAUAUAAACAAGGGCCGCGUUCGGAAAAGCAGAUGAAUGGUGCAGCUUCGAUCUGUUUUGAAGAAAAGUCCUGAAAAUGGAAAUUAAAUCAAGAGGCCCGGAGAAGAUGUGCAAUCAAGAACAACAUUCUAACCUCAAGAUUUUGCUCAUCUUCAACCUUUUCAUUUUUUGGAGAAAUGAUUACUGUUCCUCACAUUUGUUAAUUGAUCUUCAUUUUAUUCUUUUAUCCAAAGUUCAAGUUUAAGAUAUGAAAGUAAUGUUUAAAUAUAAGAUAAAUAAGAUUUUAAAAUAUAAUAUCAUACAUGUUGUUGUUUUUAUAUGUAUAAAGCUUUUAUAAGUGUUUAAGCUGUAAAAAAUAUGGUUAUGUCAUCUAAAGUAUUUUUUGCCUGAAAAAAAAACCAUAUUUUAAUAUCUUCUUGAAGAUUGUUA
Molecule: messenger RNA, 2855 nt
Organism: Argiope bruennichi
Lineage: Eukaryota; Metazoa; Arthropoda; Arachnida; Araneae; Araneidae
Product: putative sodium-dependent multivitamin transporter
Exons: 12
Coding region: 576-2378 (600 amino acids)
Biological process (GO): transmembrane transport; sodium ion transport
Cellular component (GO): membrane
Molecular function (GO): symporter activity
Source: RefSeq, a predicted model, not a curated record